AUGCGUCCCACGAGCGCCGCGCGCGAUAGGGGCGGGCUAGACCCUUCAUCCCACUACACCUCGAGCUCCAUCCAGGGCGCCCUGCGAGGUGCCCAACAAUCUGGCUCGUCGGCCGCGGGGACGGGUCCGCCCGGUUUGCUGCUCGUGCUCAUGUUGGUGGCGGUAGCUCUUCCCGCGGUGAGCUUCUUCGCCAUGCACGCGAGGAUGCUGGAUAGACAGGAGGUGCUGAGCAACAACUACGCGACGACGAUGGUGGAAUUGACGGCUCUCAGGAAGGAGGUUGGAGAGAUGCGAGCCAUAGAGCAGGAGCUGAAGGAGGCCAGGUCGGAGCUCAUGCUGGCCAGGCUCAGCCUCAAGAAUGCGGCGACAAAGCUUGGCAAAACGGGCAGCGAAGCGGUGCACAGCAAAAGGGGGCUGCUCGACGCUGAGCCCGCUGAAGGUGAUGAGGGGAACGCACGAAACUGGGACGCGUCACGACGAGAACUACAUGAGGCGAUGUGGACCCAGCAGGUGAACCGUAGGUAG
Molecule: messenger RNA, 525 nt
Organism: Micromonas commoda
Lineage: Eukaryota; Viridiplantae; Chlorophyta; Mamiellophyceae; Mamiellales; Mamiellaceae
Exons: 2
Coding region: 1-525 (174 amino acids)
Source: RefSeq, a predicted model, not a curated record